Molecule: messenger RNA, 1024 nt
Organism: Lobosporangium transversale
Lineage: Eukaryota; Fungi; Mortierellomycota; Mortierellomycetes; Mortierellales; Mortierellaceae
Exons: 4
Coding region: 65-1024 (319 amino acids)
Source: RefSeq, a predicted model, not a curated record
AGUAUCACUUCAUCAGAAAAAAGAGCGCUCGGGACGAGGGUGAAAUUGAUAUUAAUAUGCAUUUAUGAAAUCCAUCUCUACAAUGCUCCCAGAGUGCCUGAGUACUCCAUAUACGCAUAUCCGCGUUCUCAGGAACCAUAGAGACCAGAUGGUCUGUACGACAGGUUUUGUGAAGAGGGAUGUAUUAGUACUAGUAUGUCAUACUAGUCCUGAAAUACUAGAAUCUGUACACUCGCUCAAAAGUACCUCGACAGAGGCUCAAAAGUACCUCGAACAAUGGCUCAAAAGUACCUCGAACAAUGGCUCAAAAGACUUGGUGACAUUUUUUAAUGGCGAGGCUUUAGUGUUUCGACCUCUGAAAACCGGAGAUUAUGUUGAUGGCACUCAAGUUGUUUGUCCAAGAUGUCAAAAAACGGUCCCUCGAAAAAAAGCCAAGAAUCAUUGCAGAAGAUGUGAAGAGAUCACAGGAGAAUUUCAGGAAAGCAUUGUUGAUGAAGACAAUGAUGGAGCUCACCAGACAGAUGCGAUAGUAGGAUCACAACGACCCCAUUCCGAUAUUGAAGACACUACAGACAUCUGGACGAGCCUCUGUGUCAACACUCGUGAACAUGAACGCCUCUGUGUAUCACAUCAAUGGGCGUGCAAUGAUCCUCACCCAGAAGCACCGGAGCUCGUGCGAUCCAUCCUCCCAGAGCCCCACAAGAUCUUGAAAGUCGACGAUGACCAGGGAAAGGUCAAAGUCAAAGCAGCAAAAUUAGAAAGUCAGUUUCUGGAAACACACGAGCCAGCCACUCCUGAGCACCUCCCUGUAAUAGGGGCUGGUGGGGAUGAAGGACUAGAGCGUUUGAUGGGCGCAGUAAUUGUCGCUGGAGAAAAUAGUUUGACAAUAACUUGCAGAGCUUUAUUCAAGAGACAACUGGACAGAUCCCCAUGCAGAAUCACACGAUGCUGUUCCAUCAAGUGUCCCAACAGAAGAGCUUUUCACUCAAUACUCCAACCAGCUAAAAAUCGUGAAGAUGGAUGA